GUGAUCAUUCUCGAGGAUUACGCGGACCCGUUUGAUGCUCAGAAGACCAAAGAGCAAAGGGAGGCAGAGAGGGUCGGGGAGAACGAUGGUUACAUGGAGCCGUACGAUGCUCAGCAGAUGAUCACUGAGAUCAGACGUCGGGGGUCCAAGGACCUGCUGAAGGUGUGUGUGCUGAUGGAGGCGAGUGAGGGAACUGUGGAAGAAGGUCAGCCUGUGCCCUUGCAGAUAUACGACAUCCCAUAUGAGGGAAGUGAGGGGGACAAGACGGUGGCCACGCGGCCUGAGCUCGACCCUCGACCCUCGACUGAGUACGAGCUGCCCUGGGAGUGGAAAAAGGAGCAUAUUGUCAGGACACUGUCAG
This is a messenger RNA of Plectropomus leopardus (leopard coralgrouper), 361 nucleotides long. NCBI's taxonomy places the organism in Eukaryota, Metazoa, Chordata, Actinopteri, Perciformes, Serranidae. The record is from RefSeq and is a predicted model, not a curated record.